UUUAAAGAAAAACCGAUUAUUUAUUUUGGAAGACAUAAAUUACCCAGAAAUAGUUCACUCAACGUUAAAAUAAACCGAACAUUGGUCCUUCGAGCCGGAUGGUCUCAAGAAGCAAGGAAAUUGGUCAGAAAAGCCGACAAGAAUCAACUUUGUGGAAUUUAUUGUCUUUAUAGCGAAUUAGGUUUAAACCAGUUUUAAACAAAUACGAUUAAAAACAAACAGCUUAUUAUCGAUAUGACAGAAAUCGAGAGAUUAGUACGGAGACGAGCAGCCUUUAAGGCUCAGAUAACAAUCCUAAACAAUUAUCUAAACGAGUUAGAGGACGAACCUACAAACACAUGGGAUACAUUGGUAAUAUAUUUAAUUUCUAUAAAACUAGAUAAUGAGACAUUAAAGCAUUGGGAGGAAGCAAAAUCUGGUUAUGUAAAUCCAACUUUAGACAAUUUAACCACAUUCUUGAAGCAUCGAGCAGACAUGUUGGAAACAUUGGAACAAAGUAAGAAUUCUAAACGAGUCAUUCCAAGGUCAAAGGGUGACAAUAAAACAAAAGCCUUUGUUGCAUCAAAACCGUACUGUGUAUAUUGCAAAAAGGACCAUUACAUUCAAAAUUGUGAGGCAUUUGUAAGGUUAUCAAUCGAACAAAGACGAACACAAGCAAUGAAGAAUCACUUGUGUCUUAACUGUUUAAGGUUGGGUCAUACAAGUAAAAUGUGCUAUGCAAGUUCCUGUAAAACCUGUAAUGCUCGACAUAAUACCUUAUUACAUGAAGAACGAGUAUCCAGUUCAGAAAACGAACAGACAGUUAAUUUAUCAUCACAUAUUAAUUUUAAUGGAGAUCAGGUACUUCUUUCAACAGCAUUACUAAAGAUUUUUGAUAAAAAUGGGAAAUGUCAUGUAGCACGGGCACUUUUAGACUCAGGUUCUCAAAGUAGUUUUAUAACCGAAGACUUUUGUAAUAAGUUACAGUUUGAUGUAAUACCAACCAAGAUAACAGUAAGUGGUUUGAGUGAAGCUCAAUCUAAUGUGUCAGGAAAGAUUUCUAUACAAGUACAUUCUAAGGUAAACAACUUUUCAUUUAAAAAUUCUUUUCUAGUUAUAAGAAACAUUACAGAAACCUUGCCUAAUUUUAAAAUUAAUAUCAAAAAUUUGAACAUUCCAGACAAUAUUAAAUUGGCAGAUCCUCAUUUUUAUAAGCCAGAGAGAGUUGAUGUGCUUUUAGGAGCUGACUGUUUCUGGAACCUUAUGUGUGUUGGACAAAUCAAGUUAAAUAAUGGAUUAUUAUUACAAAAGGGUAAAUUAGGUUGGGUUAUUGCAGGACGUAUGCAGUCAAAUCCUUGUACCACGACAAUACGUAAUUUUUCUAAAGCUAAUGACAUUGACAAGCAGCUCACUCGUUUCUGCGAAUUAGAAGAGUUUCGACACUCCAAACCACUGUCAAACGAAGAAAAAUUGUGUGAAGAAGAAUUUGUAAGGACUUUCAAACGUGACAGUGAAGGACGCUUUGUAGUAACUAUUCCUCUAAAACAAGGUCCUGAAGUCCUAGGCGAUAAAUACGAUAUAGCAAAACCAAGGUUUUUAUCUCUAGAACGAAGAUUUAAACGAGAUCCUGAAUUCAAGAAACGUUAUAUCAAUUUUAUUAACGAGUAUAAAAAUAUGAAACAUAUGUCCAAGAUAGAACAUCCAGAUAAUGCAACUUUUAGUUAUUACAUGCCCCAUCAUGGCGUUAUAAAAGAAUCAAGUUUGACUACCAAGUUACGGGUAGUAUUUGAUGCUUCAUGUCCAAGUAGUAGUGGAUAUUCUUUUAACGAUUUGCAACUUGUUGGACCUACAAUCCAGUCAGAUUUAUUCUCACUCCUGCUGCAGUAUCGAACGUACAACUAUGUAAUUAGUGCUGAUAUAGAGAAAAUGUAA
Molecule: messenger RNA, 1911 nt
Organism: Sitophilus oryzae (rice weevil)
Lineage: Eukaryota; Metazoa; Arthropoda; Insecta; Coleoptera; Curculionidae
Exons: 3
Coding region: 235-1911 (558 amino acids)
Source: RefSeq, a predicted model, not a curated record